AUGGCAUCCCUCGGCGCGCCUCUCAGCGUGCAGGAGCUCACGGAUCAGGCGUCAAAGUAUGAGUACAAUGCGUAUAUUCCCCUGCGGAACUGGCUGCGCACGGCGAGUAUGAUGCACAAGCAGGCGCAAGUGUAUGCAGCAGAAGGUAACGAUCCACAAACAUAUCUACUGUUGUACAGACACGCGAACCUUGUCCUCGAACACCUCACGAACCAUCCUGAGAAGAACCUCCCUGAGAAUCGUAAAGCCCUGAGUGCUGCGACGGCGGCUGUAGGCUCCGACAUCCAGACGUUAGAAGAUAUACGACCGCGCAUAAAGAAGAGACAUGAGGAAUUCCACGCAAGACGACAAGCACAGCAGAACGCUUUACAAUCGUUAGAAGGGAAGAGCGUGCGACUUGUCGCCCAGGAAUUGGAUGGUCCGUCGCGGGCAGCAGACGGAAGAAGUUAUGAGAAGCAAACCUUGGAUGCUUUGGAAAACCAGACGCUGGCGGCGAAACUGGCACAGAGGGAAGUGAGAAGAAGAGAUGCUGCGCGGAGAAGUGUCCGGCAAGCUGGCGUGUCGGAACAGGAAGAGAGUGAGAGAAGAACGGCUGGCAUGUGGGGAGAUUGGGAGAAAGAGCUCAGGCAUCAUAGUGCGGAAGCGGAUGGUGAUCUUUCGGCUCAGCUCCAGGAGGUAGCACGCAUGCAACAGAACGGGCAUCAGGUAUUGAAUUACACGGUAGGUCACUGUUCAAGAUCAAGACACGAAACUAACAUUCACAGCGGCCAUACCCGGAGACCUCUACCUCGUACCACUACCCUUCAGUACCAGGGAAACAAGAUCGGUGGGCAGAGUCACAUUCACAACACAUCUCAGAACCUCACGCACCCGCUCGACCACCAAAAGAGCACCUCCCCCCCCGCCCUACGAUCCCUUUGCUAUCCCACCCGCUCUCCCACCGAAACCCUCAAGGCAGCUCACUCCCAGGUCACUUUCCGAACAGCAGCCACAACCACCCCCAAUACCAGGGAAAUACGCCGACACUACACCCUAUACACCUCCCGUGCCUAG
Messenger RNA from Didymosphaeria variabile, 1053 nucleotides. RefSeq lists its product as uncharacterized. The record is from RefSeq and is a predicted model, not a curated record. Gene Ontology annotation, cellular component: membrane; endosome. Gene Ontology annotation, molecular function: K63-linked deubiquitinase activity. Lineage: Eukaryota; Fungi; Ascomycota; Dothideomycetes; Pleosporales; Didymosphaeriaceae. The transcript is spliced from 2 exons. The coding region runs from base 1 to 1053 and encodes 350 amino acids. Gene Ontology annotation, biological process: protein K63-linked deubiquitination.